AUGAAGAUUCAAGAAUAUCAAGUAUCAAGGCUGGUUUGGUAUAUUGAUGGGUAUAGGUAUCAGGUAGGACCACUUGGUAUCUGUAUUAUGAGAUUCACCAAACUUUCAAGAAAAUUCAAGGCAAUCAAGUAUGAGGAUUCAAGUGUGAAGUAUCAAGGCUGUAAUCAGUCAAAUGGUGGUAAAAUAGUGGUUGGCUCGAGUGAUGGUAAAUCUAUUGUAAGAGAUUGUCCAACUAACUCAAAUGAAAUCAGGUUAGGCAAAUAUUAA
Molecule: messenger RNA, 267 nt
Organism: Dictyostelium purpureum
Lineage: Eukaryota; Evosea; Eumycetozoa; Dictyosteliales; Dictyosteliaceae
Exons: 2
Coding region: 1-267 (88 amino acids)
Source: RefSeq, a predicted model, not a curated record